This is a messenger RNA of Pristis pectinata (smalltooth sawfish), 3854 nucleotides long. RefSeq names its product RAB34, member RAS oncogene family b (gene rab34b). The transcript is spliced from 11 exons. Gene Ontology annotation, biological process: phagosome-lysosome fusion; endocytosis. Bases 353 to 1132 code for a protein of 259 amino acids. The record is from RefSeq and is a predicted model, not a curated record. Lineage: Eukaryota; Metazoa; Chordata; Chondrichthyes; Rhinopristiformes; Pristidae. Gene Ontology annotation, molecular function: GTPase activity; GTP binding.
CCUUUAGCUGAAAUAUCCAGCAGUUGCUGAGGUUCCUGAGAUAAAUCAACAGGGUGCCCUGGAACGGGGAAUGGAAAACAGCUGCCGACUUUAGCUGGGCGCCUUGCGGGGAUUGGGGAAUUUUCUCCACAAGAAAAUCCGGCCACGUUGGGAUGAUCUUUACUUCUCCUGGGCGGCGAAAGUAAGGCGGAGAUCGCCGAUCGUAAUUACAUCUUGCUCCAGCCCGCCGGUCCGCUCGGAAACUUAACGAAACGCCGCGGGAUUGUGUGGCACUUUCACAGACAUUAACAAGGUGAACAGAAACUUUAUUCCAAACUCUCCGUCAGCGCCGCAAUCGGAGGAACUACCAAAAAUGAGUGUCCUUCCACCAGUUAGAAGAGACCGAAUUAUACCAGAGCUGCCCUCGUGUUUCACAAAAGAAGCUGCCCUCCACACACAAGAUGUAUUCAAUCCCAGAGUGAAGCGUGCCUGCCACAAUGACCGGACAGGAACAGUUGGGUUGAAGAUUUCCAAGAUUAUUGUGGUUGGGGACCUGUCAGUGGGAAAAACAUGUUUAAUCAACCGUUUCUGCAAGGAUGUCUUUGACAAGAAUUACAAAGCUACUAUCGGAGUGGAUUUUGAGAUGGAACGGUUUGAAGUACUAGGAGUCCCCUUCAGUUUGCAAUUAUGGGACACGGCAGGUCAGGAGAGAUUCAAGUGUAUCGCAUCAACGUACUACAGAGGUGCCCAAGCAAUAAUAAUCGUGUUUGAUGUUACUGACAUAGCAUCUCUGGAUCAUGUAAAACAAUGGUUAAAAGAUGCUCUCAAAGAAAACGACCCUGCCUCUGUACUGUUGUUUUUAGUUGGGACAAAGAAGGAUCUUAGUUCUGCUUCCCAGUACAACCUGAUAGAAAAAGAUGCUAUCAAAAUUGCCAAGGAAAUGAAAGCUGAAUAUUGGGCAGUGUCUUCCCUAACAGGAGAAAAUGUAAAUGAGUUCUUCUUCCGGGUUGCCUCCUUGACCUUUGAAGCCAAUGUAUUGGCUGAGCUGGAAAAGACUGGCCCAAGGAGGAUUGGUGACGUUGUUCGCAUCAACAAUAAUGAUAAAAACCUAUUUAGAAAUGGGAAGAAAUCUAAGCCUACCUGCUGUCAGUGAGUCGCACUGCCAACAUAAGUGGUUACCUGUUGCACUAUAAUUCCUACUUUAACCAAAGAUUUGUCACGCCAACAAAAUAUUGGCACCAACUGCUCACUGAUCACCUUCGUAAUAAGAAAACUUAUUUAAAAGCUGAUGGAAAGUGAGCAUCCGGCAGGGAAUCCUGCUUGAGAAUUUUCCCAAAUAAUUGCUGUUAAACCACUGCCAUUUAUGUUAAUCCCACAUCUCGCUAUCUGUGCCAGUGGAAGAAGUAACAUUAUGAUGUUCAAUACACACUUUGAUGAUGACUGGGUUAAAGUUGUUGCUGGAACCAGAAAGAAAACCAUUGUAGGUUUUUUUUUGACUCACUCAACUGUUAUAAUUAUCCUUUGACAUUACAGGAUAGGGAUUUAUUCCUAGCCACACACAUUAAACACAUGGCAUAUGGGCAUGGAAUUUACUUCUGAAAUUUGGUUCCAUUGAAGUCAAUAGAGUGGAAUUUGGGAGUGGAUUUCAACAUCACUGCCUUGUAUGUUUAGCACAUACGAAUGAGGAAAUAUUUUUAGUCCACCUCUCUGAUCCGAAAUUUCAAAAGUAAGGACAAUGUCCUGUCACUGUCCUACAUUUCUGUAGAUUUUCCUGAUUUUGUAUGUGGGACACAAGUAUGGGAAAAACAGUUACUUAAUAGCAUAUGCUCUGGAAGGAAGCCAUUUAAUUUCCUUUCUAUUUACAUUAAGGAAUGGGAAGUUGGGUGGGUGCCUUGGGGUCUGAGCAGUAUCCCACCUGAUUUUUUUUUCCCUAUAGUUACCACCCCUGUUGAUCCAAUAGCCUCACGUGCUAGACUAAGAUCACUGCCCAAAGUUUGACAGAAUGUGAAAACUGGGCAAGACUUCUGGUGACAACAAAUGUCCUCUGUAUUCCCAGUCUUGCAACUUGAACCAAAGCCACGUGAUGCCUGUAUGUACACAGCACUGACGUGGGGAGUUAUAGAAGCAAAAUGCAUCCUCUGUUUGUCAAACGUAUGACUUGUUAACAUCGACAGUCCAUUGACUUCUAUGGAACCAAAUUUCAGAUGUAAAAUUCCAUGCCCAUAUGCUACUAUACCAUGUGUUAAUUGAACACACACAAUGCAUUUAGCACAUGCAAUCAGUGAUAAAUUUCCACUCCUCUUUGUGUUUACAUGUUAGAAAGAUGCUGUUGCCACCUCUCGGACAUCUUUAACAAGUUUUCCAAUACCAUAAUAUGAUCCUUAAUUCUAUUAGCACAAUUCCAUACAAUGCAAUUCAUAAUGUAAAUAAUUUUGAGAUGACUUAACUGUAGGGUUAUUGGUAAAUAAAUACAAGGUACUACUUUUCCCUUUUAUAUGUUUAAGAUAGCCUUUUGCAACACUCACUUACAAAUGAAGUUUGAGCUGAAAUAUAAAGUGAAAUUACUCUUUCGUCCACUAAAAGGAUAUAUUUUUUCUUGAGAGUUAAGGUGCUUCGAGUAGUACUUCCUGGUCACCAAUGUUAUGGGUCCUUUACCCCUUGACAAUGACCUAGGAUUUCUGGGUCUCUCUCAAGGUACAGAGGGGAUGGUUUUGCAGAGUAGAGCAGUCAUUUAAAAGAAGUGGCAUAGGGAUUCAUUUCUCAUGAGAGCCUUGUCCCCUCGGGAGCUAGAAAAUGCCCUGAGUCUAGAUCCCCAUUGAUUGAAGGAGCAGGUUAGGGCAGGCAGCAGCACUGCAGGAAAGACUCUUUUCUUCUCGGAGAUCAGCUCUAAGCUUCCUAUUUUCUUUUGAAUAGUGGUCUCUCUCACUCUCAUAAUUCUAUGAAAAGCAGCACGCCGACUGAAGCAGCAUCACCAGUAUUUGUUUUGCCACUUUUCUGGAGAUAUUAAUGUACACUUUCUCUCUUUAGUCCAUGAUUUUUUUUUGCUUUGGCUAACUGUUAUUAAUUUAAUUUUUAAUAUUUGUUUCCUGAAGGAUGCACUGAAACAGAAGCUGGUACUUUGGGCAGUAUAAGUUUAAGAGCACCUGAACAGAGGGAGGACAUUUCAAGGCAAUUCCACCUUGAAGUCUUAUGCAGUUUUCACAUUCUGUCAAACUUUGGGCAGUGAUCUGCAGCUUAACUCUUCCCCCACCCACUUUGGUUCCAUAAUCCUUAAUAGCUUAGCCCAACCAAAAAUGACCAAUCUUGUCCGAUGCAGCCAGAUCUUCCAACGUGAGAAAUAAUUCCUCAGCUAACAGCUGGUUGAGUUUUACAAUGCUGUCUGCAAAUGAGCGCUGCAGAAAUUGAAAUGUCCAUUAAUCUUUGCAACCUGCAAGAGCCUUUAAUUAAAAUAUAAGUUGUGCAGGCUGUGGUUUGCCCAUAUAAAGCAUAUAGAAUAAAUUCAUACUCAUGGAAAGAACUAUUAGUUAAAACAAGUCCAGCAGAGUAUUCUUUCAGUAUACGUUAAUCAGGCUUAACCUGGAUUUACUUGUCUUCAUGGUUAAACCUGUUCUCUUCAGCUUCCUACCUUUAAACUUUAAAGUUAUUGUAUCUAUGCUAUUAGCAGGUCAGUGCUAUGGCAAUAAAUGGUGCAGGGCAGCUCGUGAUUAAGUACUUCGAUGGAUUGUUAGAGGAGGCAGUUUUCAUUCAAUGUCUAACCCUCCAAGAAUGCAGGAAGCAUCAGAAAAAUAUGUGGGUUCCCCCGCAUGUUUGCCUCAUGUUCCAAAGUAUUUCUAAUGCCAAUGUGACACAGUCUAUGUGACUCCCCCCUCCACCAC